AUGCGCGAGCUCUCCGUACCCGCACCAAAGCCUAGUUUAUUUCACCGUACAACCUUGGAGACGUUGCAAGGCUGGCACACAUGCUCGUGCAGAGCGCUCGUAUUAGUGGAACAAGACAACGCUAAGAAGUUCAUAGUCAAAUAUCGGGGCAGCCCCACCAACGAUAUCCGAAGGAACAUCACAGGGCUGCACUUUCCAAAGAAUCGAACUGUGAUUCUCGAUCUGUUAGACAGUCGCCUUGCCCAAUUGGCACCGGCUGACAAGGCCUAUAAGAUGCACGUGGGGAAGCUCGAGAUGAGACAGUCCAUUUUCUGUAUAUGCCCAGGUGGAUUGACACCUUCGUCGCAGAGGAUGUUUGUGGCAAUUGCGGCCAACUGUAUUCCCGUGAUCGUAAGCGAUCACUUGCAAUUGCCCUUUGAGGAUUUGAUAGACUACAAUGCCUUCACAGUGCGAAUCAGGGAGAGCAGGGUGAACCAGAUCCCUGAGAUACUCGAACGGUAUACUCCGCGUCGACUGAAUAGGCUACAGCGCAACUUGAAGGUAUACCGCACCAAACUUCUCUUCAACCAGCCGUACCCGCAGGAAGAUGAUGCCUUCUCGCUCAUACUAGACACCCUACUACGAAAAAAGAACGAACACCCAGAAUUGUACAUAAAUGAUACCAUUAAGUAAAUUUCUUGCGUGAC
This is a messenger RNA of Sphaeroforma arctica JP610, 686 nucleotides long. RefSeq lists its product as hypothetical. Gene Ontology annotation, molecular function: glycosyltransferase activity. The record is from RefSeq and is a predicted model, not a curated record. The coding region runs from base 1 to 672 and encodes 223 amino acids. Lineage: Eukaryota; Ichthyosporea; Ichthyophonida. The transcript has 6 exons.